Messenger RNA from Paramecium tetraurelia, 1512 nucleotides. RefSeq lists its product as uncharacterized. NCBI's taxonomy places the organism in Eukaryota, Ciliophora, Oligohymenophorea, Peniculida, Parameciidae. Gene Ontology annotation, molecular function: U6 snRNA binding; U4 snRNA binding; protein binding. Gene Ontology annotation, cellular component: U4/U6 x U5 tri-snRNP complex. The transcript is spliced from 2 exons. Gene Ontology annotation, biological process: mRNA splicing, via spliceosome. The record is from RefSeq and is a predicted model, not a curated record.
AUGAAUUUAUAAUAAUAAGAAAGACAAAGAGUCACAGACAACCUAAGUUAAAUAUCUUAAUUGAGCACCAGAGCACCUACAGUUAUAAAUCAGCAAUAGGAAUCACUGCCAUUUAUAUCCUAUACAACUGAAAAUGUGGAUAGACAAUAAAAGUAAUAGGAAGAAAAUGAAAGAAAAUAAAAACUAAUGGCCGAAGCACGCAAAUUAAUGGUGCCCACUCAAGAAAGCUAAAUCAAAUCACAAUUAAGAUAAUUAGGCUAACCAGUAACUUAUUUUGGAGAAAGUGCAGCUGAUAGAAGAUAGCGUCUACGUACAUUGUUAACAGAACAUUUGAUGUAAUACGGUAGAUUGCCUUAAUUUUUUAAACAAUAGAACAAUCACAAUAUGGGCAAUUUAGAAAAUGAAUAUUUCUUAUACGAAGGACUCGAAUAAUUAAGAGCUGCCAGAAUCGAAAUAGCCAAACUGUCUCUUCAUAAUGCAGCGCUCAGAGUUGAAAAACUAAGACUCAGAAGAUUAACUGUGGAUGCUUUGCAAGAAGAUCAAGAAGUCUUGGAAGAAUUGCAAAAAGUAAAUCACUUUGCAAUUUAAAUGUCCCAAUUCGGGGAUUCUUCUGGCAUCUCUAGAUCAACCAUUAGUCCAAAUUAAAAAUAUCUUGCAACUGCUGGUGGAUCUGGAGAAUGCAAAUUAUGGGACAUUGAAACUGCUUCACUUAAGUCUAGUUUGUUGGGACAUCUAACCAAAUGUCAUUCUAUUGCAUUUCAUCCCCAAUCCUUAUUGACAUUAUCUCCCUAAUCUUUUGCUAAUGUUGCUACUGCUUCAGCUGAUCUCUCUAUCAGAUUGUGGACUCUGGAUUUGGAUUAGCCAGAAGUUGAAAAUUUAGGAAUCCUAUAAAAAUCAAUUGUUUUGAAGGGACAUGAAGACAGAAUUAACAAAGUGAUAUUUCAUUAAGAUGGCAAAAGAUUAAUCAGUAUGGGUUUUGAUAAGACAUGGAGAUUGUGGGAUAUUGAAACUUAAACUGAAUUAAUGGUAUAAACUGGACAUUCCAGGGGAAUCUAUUCAGGAGCCUUGCAUCCAGAUGGUUCAUUAUUAUUUACAGGAGAUUUGGGAGGAUUUGGAAUGGCAUGGGAUUUGAGGAUAGGCAAAGGCAUUUUGCCAUUUGUAGGUCAUGUCAAAGGAAUAUUAGCUAGUGAUUUUAGUAUGAAUGGUUCUCAUCUUGCAACUGGAGGAGAUGAUAAUUUCAUAAGGGUUUGGGAUAUCAGAAGAAGAAACGUAAUUGAAAAGAUACCUGCACAUAUCAAAUUAGUGAGCGAUCUGAAAUUUUAGCCUAUUUAUAGUAAAUUCUUAAUUAGUGCUUCUUAUGAUGGAAAUAUUAAGUUUUGGAAUUCAAGAGAUUGGAGUUUGCACUCUGUUUAUGAGACAUCAGAUACAAAACAUACUUCUGUCUGUAUAACGAAUGACAUAAAGACUAUGAUUUCUACAGGUUUAGACAGAAAAUUUGUUAUUUGGUAAUGA